CGGAACGCUUCGAGGAAGAAGGCGCCGAAGACUUCAGUUUCUGUUAAUCCCGUUGAGCCCAAAAACUAAAACAGCGAGCGACAAUGUCAAUGUCGCGAGACGCCGGCCUCCGUCGUACGACACGUUUUGCCGCCGCAUUUGCCGUCGUUAUCUUCUCCCUCAUCGCCGUCGCCCGCUGCUCCAACAAUGACUCCGAGGUGACCUGCAGCCGAAUCUGCGUAGCAGAGAACUGUAAUUCUGUUGGAAUUCGGUACGGGAAGUACUGCGGAGUAGGGUGGACCGGCUGCCCAGGGGAGAAGCCCUGCGAUGAUCUUGAUGCUUGCUGCAAGAUUCAUGACGAUUGUGUUGGCAAAAAAGGUAUGACCGAUAUAAAAUGCCAUGAGAAGUUCAAGACCUGCAUAAAGAAAGUACAAAAAUCUGGGAAGGUUGGAUUUUCUCAGCAGUGUCCUUAUGAGACAGCUGUGCCUACAAUGGUACAAGGUAUGGAUUUGGCCAUCAUGCUGAGCCAGUUCAGUAACUCGAAGCUCGAACUAUGACUUGCCAAAGAGAAAUCUUGUUCAAGAGUACGCCUACCUUCAAACAAUUUUUCUCCAAGACCCAGAAACUUGGUAUUGGAACUCAUUUGACAGAAAUGAACUAACUACGAUUAAGUGAAUGGAUCCUCAGUCCUACCUGACUUUGUAUUGUAUUGCUGACUCUGAUAUGUACAUUUUUACAAUUGGUUAUCUGGUUAUUGAGAUACAUUCAACAACUGGCCAACCCAAGAAGGAAACCUAUUUUCUGCACAUAAGAAAUCCUAUUUUUGUUUUUGUUUUGUUUUGUUCUAA
Messenger RNA from Prunus mume (Japanese apricot), 827 nucleotides. Its product is annotated as putative phospholipase A2 homolog 1. Lineage: Eukaryota; Viridiplantae; Streptophyta; Magnoliopsida; Rosales; Rosaceae. Gene Ontology annotation, molecular function: lipid binding; A2-type glycerophospholipase activity; calcium ion binding. Gene Ontology annotation, biological process: pollen development; pollen germination; lipid catabolic process. The record is from RefSeq and is a predicted model, not a curated record.